Molecule: messenger RNA, 1611 nt
Organism: Actinia tenebrosa (Australian red waratah sea anemone)
Lineage: Eukaryota; Metazoa; Cnidaria; Anthozoa; Actiniaria; Actiniidae
Product: neuropeptide FF receptor 1-like
Biological process (GO): G protein-coupled receptor signaling pathway
Cellular component (GO): plasma membrane
Molecular function (GO): G protein-coupled receptor activity
Source: RefSeq, a predicted model, not a curated record
UUCAAAUGAAGAAAAGUUCACCGUUCAACUAUUCACUUUAUGUUGAAUCAAUUCUGAAAGUGUUGUAACGAGUUGGGUGCACUUUAAGGAAUUAGAAGAAAUAAGAAUAUAUAAAUUGGCGAAGCUGUAAUAAUUAUAUUGGAAGCAGUCUGAGUCAGACACUGGCGCCAAAUGCCCCAUAUGGAAGAAGAAAUGGCGAAUGACUCGAGUUCUUCGUUCGAUAGCAACAGUUCUAUAUUUUCUAACUCUAACCAGAAUUAUUCGAAUUCAAACGACCUAGAAUGGAGAGACCUAGAAUGGAGACUUGGUAUUGACAUAACCAUCUUUGUCGUUGCUGUUAUUGGUAACUUUGCUGUCCUUGUGGUCAUUUACACUACCAGAGAACGACGAAAGACACCAUUCGAGAUCCUAAUUGCUAACCUCAGUGUAGCUGACGUCCUAUCCGUGUUGCUAUACUUUAAAUACCUUAUUUACUUCAACAUACCACGUCCAAAAUGGUAUUGCAAACUUGUAGUGCCAUUUUUCUCCAGUACCCAAAUGGUGAGCGUGCUUACAAUGACGACUAUUGCAAUAUUCCCAUGUCGAUCCAUUGUUCAUCCUUUCAAAACCAAGCCCUCCACCAAGUUAACGUAUUCCACUGUGGCAGGACUGUGGCUUGUGGCAAAUAUUUGUCUCAUUCCAGAUUAUUUAGUAAGGGAACAAUAUCAAGGAAGGUGUAAAGAAAUCUGGCCAUCAGAGCUAUUAAACAAGGUCUACACAGUCUCUUUAUUCGUUGUGCAGUACAUGAUACCUUUGACUAUUAUCGCCAUCUCUUACACUAAGAUCAUCUUGUAUUUAAAACGAAACAAAGUUCCCCAGUGUGGUUUAACCAGUGACAGAAUAAAGCAGCUCAAAAUGACGCGAAAGAGAGACAUGGAAGUCAUCAAAAUCUCUCUUAUUAUCGUACUUUUGUACACUAUUUCUACCUUACCAAUUCACAUGGCUUGGAUACUCUUGAUUGUUUUUGAAAGCAACCACAUGUCAAGCUUGAUUUUUAAGUUUUCUCCUCAGUUGUUAUUGCUUCAUUCCUGUUGUAAUCCCUUCGUUUAUGGCACAAUAUCUCGUGAAUAUCGCUCUCGAUUCGUUCAGGUGCUUUGGAGCAUUUUAUGUUGCGUGUGCAAAAUAAGGAGGACUCAAACGGGCGUGUUACAAACAGAACAAGGGCAAAUGAACAAUGCCUGUGAAGACUUGGAAAUGAUUGAGAUAAAAGGUUAUGUAAAAAGAGAUAAAGCUGCAACCGAACCUGCUACCGAUCGACCGACCGAAGAGCGAACCAACAAAGCAACCAUCUAACCAAUCAACUGAACUAGGAAGAUUAACAAAGCAAUGACCAAAAGCGACCGAGCGACCAAGCAACUACGUAGUGUCAUCGAACAUAAGUGAAGAACUAAACGCUAUAAUCGAAUGAACUAAACAAAAGCAACACUGUAAUGGCAAAUAACCUUAAAACUUGAAUUGUCAGGUAUUAAGAUUAACUUUCUUUGAUACAGUCAAUGCAAGAGAAAAUGAACUAGUUGAUAUUCUCUUGGUCAAUGUCAUUGACGUUGUCCACCGAAAAAAGACAUUUAUGUA